AUGGCAGACGAAGUCUUGGCACCUUGUGCUUCUGCACCAACGAUGCCGGCGGUUGCAGCUGCAAAUGCCAAGCACAUGGCCUACAUCCACGAGUGUGUGGAGGGGAUCAAGGCCCACCCGAUCAUGCAUGAUGUGAUGACAAGCGAUGCUGUGGCCGGAAAGUACGUCCCUGUGAACUGGAAAUCCGUGCAGUCAACACUUCGUGCAAACAGUGGGCCAGCUUCGGGGGCUGGAAACUUCUUCUGGGUGGACUUGGCUUUGGACCCAGCGAUCGCUCACACUGCAAUCAAAACCAGGAAAUGCAGUGAGAUUGCAGAGCGCUACUACAAUGUUCCGAAGCCUUUGAUUUCAGAGGUGGUGGUUGGGGUUCCACAAUCCUUUUGCCAUGGCAGGCAUCAAGUGGUCCCAGCACCCGGGUUCCUUCGCCGGGUGAGUCCAGCGGAGCCACUGCACUCAUUCAUCAUUGCAGUGCAUCGCGAUGUCAUCAACGAAGAGCAUGACAAGCUGCUGCAAUGGAGGAACAUCAUCCUCAACACCUUGAUCACUUUUGAGGUUGUGGAGAGGGAUUCGACUUUGCAUUUCAAAAAUUGCCAAUUGAGGGAGAAGAGCGGAAUUGAGCAUGAACUCAUUCGCCACUCAAGCCUCAGCCGCUGCUUGGACAUUGUGAACUUCGCAGCUCGGAUGCAGAAACAGAAAAAAUCUGCUCAGAAGGGACCCAAGGUUUCGUGGGCAAAACAGGUUAGCGACACCUACAAUUCGGACCUGGUGAUGUCGGACUACUCGGAAAAAGUCACCGAGUGUUUUGUGGAAAGGUCCCUGGCAGUGAAUUCAAGGAUGUUGACCAAGUCGACGGUGGUGGUUUCCAAGCUGCUGUAUCUCGACGAUGUGUACGGCAUCAACAACCCUCUGGAUUCCAUCCACAAGCUGUUUGCAAUGCUGGGCAAAGCAGGCACUGGCCCCUCAAGUGUCAAAAAACUGGAGUGGAUGGUCUUGCUGCUUGCCGACCUGUUUGAGAAAGGAGCAUUGGAUGCAGACCAGUGCUCCAAGAGGGAGCUGUCCAGCAAGCUGUGCGAUGUCUUCAUGGCCAAGUUGGACUUUCAGAGGGAACUUCUGAACUGGGCUGCUGAGGUUGGAGUGCAGGGACAGUCGUUGCAAAAGAUCCAGGAGAUUUCAGUCGACUUGGAAACAUACCGUGCAGCAUUGGGAUACUCCUGGUUGCCGAUGGAUACGCAGCCUUCCUGUGGCUGGCGGACUUCUUUUCCACCAUCAGCGGACCUCUUCCUCACAGUGCUGGAUGGAUGCAUCUACAGCACCACAUACGACGACCUCAUUGUCACAUGGCUCAGGAGCAAAAAAGCUUUGGGAGAGCUUUUGAAGAUGAGUCCUUUAUCGGAGUCCUUGGACGAAGUGGCUGAGAAGAUUGAGGAGGAAAAGCAAACCAGUGCUGAGUCCAAGAACGAGCCGGGUGCUGACAGUGGCAAUGCUGAUUCGGAUGCGCACGAAAUUGGAGAGGACGGCUGGGGCAGCUCACUAUAUAAUGAUUUGUAUUGGUCACCCUCCAAAAUUUCAAAAGAUGGUUCACUUUUGAUUGUGGUGUGCAGCAUCCUUGUUCAGGACAAAGCAGCUUUUGGCAUUGAAUCCUUUGAGACCGUGAUGGCAACCUAUGCUGAGCUGCAAGCGAGUGAGGACAAGCAAGACAAAGAGGAUCUGCAACGAUUGGAAAGGCACAUGACCCAGGCCCGAUCUUUGGUGAAGACCUAUGUGGUUUUGGAGCCUGAGACAAAGAGCGAUGAGGAUCUCCUGGAAAGCUUGAAGCAGUCGGUGGCAGGCAGCGCUUCAGGAGAUGCCGAAAAAAAGACUCAUACACUGGUGUGGUACGACCAAGCCGAUGCCGGCGAAGCUCAGGUACAGCCACAUUUGCGCGUGCCUGGCCUCAGAAAUCGCGAAAGCAGCAUCACCGAAAGGCUUGCCAAGGUCCGUGGAUUCUCGUCCAUCAACCACAUUCAAAGGAUCCAUCUGAUCACCAGGAACGGAUUGCAGCUCAAUGAGCACCAAAGGCUGCACUCCAAUGGCACGAACCGAGGAAAUUUCCUAGGUCCAUUCACGGCAUCCUCAUGGCAGCAGGACAGUGAUGCCUGGCUGAUGAAGAUGAAAGACAAGUUGGUCUUGCUGGGGAAGCAUGGCGCAAGGAUUGCCGUGGGUGGAAAAGAAGACGACGAUGACAACAUUGAUGCAAGCGAAGGUGACGAUGAUGAAAUGGAAGAGUCUGGGGCCAAGGGAGGCAAACCAAGGGACAAGAACGACAUGGAGCCCUUCUUGUAUCACAGCCCGCCGUCGGCGCUCUGUGAGGAACUCAUCCAAGCCGUCGACCCCGUGGCCGUUGUGGCACUGGCUGGGGAUGGGAGGAUGGCGGAGCUGUGCUUAGAGCGCCGUAUCCCAUUUUUCGGCUUGGCAUUCACGGCCGAACACUGCCAGGCACUCACCGCCAGGCUUGAAGGCCGUGUAUUCCAAAAGAUGCAAAGCGAUCAGAGCAAACUGUUUGCGCCUGCCCUCAAGGUCAUCUUGGACAAAAACAGCAACCAGCAGGAAGAGGAGACACAGCCUCAGCCCAAGAAGAAGACCUCUCGCAAGAGAAAAACAAGAUUGACCUCUCUGCUGUCAAUGGUGAUGAAGAGGGUGGAGAGCCAGCAGGCAGUGCUGAUGGCCAGAUCGACGGCAACAAUGGCCAAGAUGGGCAAGUUGAGAAGAAGCCCCGCAAACCGAAGGCCAAGGCCAAGCCUGAGACAACGGCUGGCGAUAUGCUUGCGGAGCUGCAGAAGCUGGCCGCAUCGGCCGUCGAGUGAGGGAGCUGAGAUUGAAUCGCCGCAAUUCUGA
Molecule: messenger RNA, 2874 nt
Organism: Cladocopium goreaui
Lineage: Eukaryota; Dinophyceae; Suessiales; Symbiodiniaceae
Source: the annotation of a GenBank genome assembly